Molecule: messenger RNA, 2835 nt
Organism: Babesia ovata
Lineage: Eukaryota; Apicomplexa; Aconoidasida; Piroplasmida; Babesiidae
Product: translation initiation factor
Exons: 5
Coding region: 1-2835 (944 amino acids)
Molecular function (GO): GTP binding; GTPase activity; translation initiation factor activity
Source: RefSeq, a predicted model, not a curated record
AUGGCGCCAAAGAAGAAGCCUGUUGUCGAGGAGGAUGAUGACGAGCUCGCCCUUCUAGACGAGUUCAACACGGCUAGAGGUGCCGUGGUAGAAACCAAAACUGAAGAGACUGCGAAAUCGAAGAAGAAGAAAAGUGGUGGAAAGAAGACCAAGGUGGAAGACGAUGAGGACGUCGAUGAACUGCUUAAGGAUCUCAAUGAGCUGAGUGCAAAGGCUAAGCCUGAUGUAGAGCAAGAAGCUACAGUGGCGCCUCCGGCGCCCGAACCUGAAGCGGAAGGCGAAGAUGAUAAGGCCGAUGACGCGGAGGGAGGACAGCCCUCUGCCAAGGCACUCAAAAACAAACUCAAGAAGGAGAAGAAAAAGCAGGCCAAGCUGGCGAAACAAGAGGGUGAUGGAGAACCGGAAAAGGCAGCUGAAACUGCGAAGAAACCCAUCUCAUUAGCCGCCAGGUUGGCAGCGGAACGACAACGCCAGCUGCAAGAACUUGAAGAAAAGGCGCGUCAGGAGGAGGAGAAACGACGAUUGUUAGAGGAGGAAGAACGCAGGAAAGCAGAGGAGGAGGAAAGGCAGCGGUUGGAAAUGCUGGAAAAGAAGCGCCAGCAGCGUAAGGAAAAGCGCGAACGCCAGAAACAGCAAGGCAAGCCAAUGACGCUUAAGGAGAAAAUGGCGGCGGAGAUGAAGAAGAAAUUCCUCGAGCAGUUGGAGAAGGAGGGUGCACUGGCAAACAAGCAAGAUGACGAAACCAAGCGACCACAACCAUCGCAAGCAUACCGCAAAAAGAAGACUGUCAAAGUUGAGGAAGUAGAGCAAGUGGAACCUGAAGAGCCAGAAGAGCAGGAAUCCAGCCCGUCGUCUUCGGAGUCUGAAGGUACGUUACAAUUUUCAAAGUGCUUAUUACUGCCAGAAACACCACCGUCUAGCGAUUCGGAAGAUGUAGUGGACAAUUGGGAAGAGUUGGACACUGAAAAUGAAGAAAACGGAGAGGAAAAGGCGAAAGUAAGUGUAAAAGAGCCACAAAAACCCGUUUCGGCACCAACGCCAAAGGUGGUGAGGACAAGGGUGCCGAAACAGGUAGAUUCCGAAGACGAUGAGAGCGAGUACCGAUCACCGAUUUGCUGUGUGUUGGGGCACGUCGAUACCGGUAAAACCAAGUUGCUGGACAAAAUCAGACACAGCAAUGUGCAAAAUGCCGAGGCUGGUGGUAUCACGCAACAGAUCGGUGCCACGUUCUUUCCGAAGGAGAUGCUCAAUAAGCACUGCGAUAUGGUGAACCCCGAGUUUAAAGUGAAGAGUCCCGGGCUGCUGAUCAUUGACACGCCAGGUCACGAGUCGUUUAAUAACUUGCGUGCGCGUGGAUCGUCACUGUGUGACAUCGCGGUUCUCGUCGUCGAUAUCAUGCACGGUCUUGAACCACAGACUAUCGAGUCCAUAGGAUUGUUGCGUGCGCGCAAGUGCUACUUCGUCAUUGCGCUGAACAAAAUCGACAGGUUAUACAAAUGGGAACCCACACCGUGGGCCACGUUUCACAAGACGUUCGACAAGCAGCUCGACCACACCAAGGCCGAAUUUUUCGAGCGCGCAAAGAAAAUAAUGCUGGAGCUUUCGGAGCAGGGGCUCAACAGCGAGUUCUACUGGGAAAAUGACGACGUCAGGCGCAACAUCUCUAUAUGUCCCACCAGUGCCAUCACAGGAGAGGGCAUUUCGGACCUCAUCUGUCUGAUGCUUCAGCUGACACAGAAAAUCAUGGUUAAGAACAUCACUCACAAGGAGGAGUUCCACUGCUCAGUGCUAGAGGUGAAGGUUAUAGAGGGUCUGGGUACAACGGUGGACGUUAUACUGCUCGGUGGCACCAUCAGGGAGGGUGACAAGGUGGUGCUGUGUGGCCUUUCCGGCCCCAUUGUAACUACCAUUCGCACAUUGCUGACACCGCAGCCGCUGGCUGAGCUGCGUGUGAAGGGCGAGUACCAGAAACACACCAGCAUUAAGGCUGCUAUGGGUGUGAAGAUAGUUGCACAAGGCCUGGAGGAGACGGUGGCAGGAACGGAGAUGCUGCUCGUGGAAGACGAUGACGACAUUGACCAACUGUGCGAGGACGUUAUGCAGGAUAUCUCGUCCAUUUUCGACAACGUAGACCGUACGGGAGUGGGGGUGUACGUCAUGGCCUCAACUUUGGGAUCACUGGAAGCCCUGUUGCAGUUCCUCACCGAUAAGAAGAUUCCCGUGUUCGCCGUGAACAUCGGUACGGUGCAGAAGAAGGAUGUCAAAAAGGCGUCCAUCAUGCGAGAGAAGGGCCAUGCGGAAUACUCCGUUAUCCUCGCCUUCGACGUCAAGUGCGCCACCGAGGCUGAAAAGGAAGCUCAAACCCUUGGCGUCAAAAUUAUGUCCGCAGACAUCAUCUACCAUUUAUUGGACUCCUUCGUCAAGUACCUGGAGGAGACGCAGGAACAAAAGAAGCAGGCACGGAUUUCCGAGGUGGUGUUCCCUUGUGAGCUCACCAUACUUCCGCACUGCGUAUUCAACAAGAAGGACCCCUUCGUUUUCGGCGUACACGUCGACAACGGUAUCCUGAAGCCGAACACGCCCCUGGUUACCAUUUCAAAGGGGUCACUGCUCAUGCUCGGAAGGGUCGCAAGUAUGGAGCACAACAAGAAGCCCGUGGACAAGGCUGUGAAGGGACAGGAAAUAUGCAUCAAGGUGGUCGGGGAGCCUAACAUCGCCUACGGACGACAUUUCGACUGCAACGACCGAGUCUACUCGCGCAUCACCCGCGACUCCAUCGACGUGCUCAAGGAGUUUUUCAGGGACGAAAUGACAAACGUAUGUUUAGAAACUUAA